This is a messenger RNA of Alternaria triticimaculans, 465 nucleotides long. RefSeq lists its product as uncharacterized. Gene Ontology annotation, cellular component: ubiquitin ligase complex. The coding region runs from base 1 to 465 and encodes 154 amino acids. The transcript is spliced from 2 exons. NCBI's taxonomy places the organism in Eukaryota, Fungi, Ascomycota, Dothideomycetes, Pleosporales, Pleosporaceae. The record is from RefSeq and is a predicted model, not a curated record.
AUGACCGGCGGCGACCAACAACGAGUGGCUACCUCUGACUACCGCUCUGAUUACCGCCACGGUCUCGACACCACUCCCACGCCGCCGCAGCCCUCGAUUCACGCGUCGGAUCGCCUGUCCAUCACUAUGGGCCUCACGUACAACAUCUACCUCAACUCGACCACGUCGCGCAUCUACGGCUGCAAGAACUGCAAGACGCAUCUCUCCAACCACGACGACAUACUCAGCAGGAACUUCCGCGGUCAACACGGCAAGGCGUACCUCUUCGAUACCGUCGUCAACAUCACCGAGUCGGACCCCAACGAGCGCAAUAUGACCACGGGACGUCACAUAGUACGCGACAUCCACUGCCGCCAAUGCAAGGAGACUGUCGGCUGGAAAUACGAUAAGGCGUAUGAAGCCAGUGAAAAGUACAAGGAAGGCAAGUUCAUCUUGGAGGAAGAGCUUCUGUGCACCGUCACCUGA